UAUCGACAUAAACCCAAGCUGUGUCUAAAACCUUCCUCUGAAACCCUUUUCUUAGCCUAAUUUGUGUAGUGAAAUUGAAGCUGGUAAAUUUUCAGAUGGAGUUAGCUUCUGUGACUUUCAACAACUGUUGCUCUUUAUCAUUUAGAGCUCAGUCUCCAUCUCCAUCUUUCAUUAGAUAUUCAAAUCUUAAUUUAUCUCCUAAAUUCAAAGUUAUUGCUACUAGCCAGCCAAAAUUUUAUGUAUCUGCUUUCGCUGGUGGUGCAACUGAAGUAUCUAGUGACAGAAAAGGAGAGCCGUUGAUAGUUUCUGAUGAUGAGAACAUGGUUAAAGUAUGUAAUAAGCUUAUCGGGACAUUCAUGAUUGAUAAGCCUACACCAACUGAUUGGAGAAGAUUGCUUGCUUUUAGUAAAGAAUGGGAUAAUAUUCGGCCUCAUUUCUAUAAGCGUUGCCAAGAACGAGCUGACAGUGAGAAUGAUCCUGGAAUGAAGCAUAAGUUGCUCAAGUUUGCAAGGAAGUUGAGAGAGAUAGAUGAAGAUGUUCAAAGACAUAAUGAACUUAUUGAAGUGAUCAAGAAGGCUCCUUCAAAUAUUAGUGAAGUUGUUGCUAGGCGUAGGAAAGAUUUCACAAAGGAAUUUUUUGUGCAUGUUUUUACUGUUGCACAAUCAUAUCAUGACGAUCCAACUGAACAAAAUGCAUUGGCAAAGCUCGGAAAUGAUUGUGUGGAAGCUGUUCAAGCCUAUGAUAGUGCAACAGAAAGCAUGGAAGCUUUGCAAGCUGCAGAGUUGAAGUUGCAAGAUAUCGUCAAUUCUCCCUCUUUAGAUGCUGCUUGCAGGAAGAUAGAUGACUUAGCUGCCAAAAAUCAACUCGAUUCAUCUUUGGUUUUGAUGAUCACAAAAGCUUGGUCGGCUGCUAAAGAGUCCAACAUGACAAAAGAUGAGGUAAAGGAUAUACUGUAUCAUCUAUACAAGACAGCAGUGGGCAAUCUGCAGAGAGUUGUGCCGAAGGAUAUUAGAAUACUAAAGCAUCUCCUUAAAAUUGAGGAUCCUGAGGAGUUACUAUGUUCGUUAAAAGAUGCAUUUACCCCAGGGGAUGAACUUGAAGGACAGGAUGUAGACUGCCUAUACACUACCCCAGAAAAGCUACACACGUGGAUAAAGGCUGUUGUAGAUGCUUAUAAUUCUAGUCAGGAAGGCACUCUAAUACGAGAGGCUAGGGACCUAUUGAAUCCGAACGUCAUCAAAAAGCUCGAGGAACUGAAGAAGCUAAUUCAAGACAAUUUCAUGUGAUAAAGAGGAUCGUGCUGUAAGAAAAUUGACCUGCUUUCUUGCUCUGGAUCUUGCAGCAGACUCGCGAUUCUUGAUCAUCCGUUUCUGUCUCCUUUCAAUCGUCUUCUCCAUUAUAUCGUCAGAAUACCGCCGUUUCUUUUCAGCAGCUGCUUGCGGCUCUGUUGCUGGCAUUGGAUGGUCAUAGUGAGCUGAUCAUCAGUAUAUCCAACAUCAAUAACCGGGUUCUCAUAAACGGAUUCCGAUACAUGAAAAUCGGAAUUCAACUGCUGCUCCUGAGCUGCCAUCGGCAGCUGCAACCAAUCUGCUUGUUGAGAAACCAUACCCAUCGGAUCUAUAGCCAUAAGCGGCGGAUGACUACUACUAAUCAUCGCAUUUUGAUUUCCGAUGUUGAUCACGCCAGCUCGAACCAAGAAAUCCUCAAGUGAAGUGUCACUGAGCUUUUGUUGAAUCGAUUGGCUAUCCAUGUGGUUUACGUGUUUUAAAUUCUCGAUUUCCUUCCAAACAUCGUCGACAGGUUUCUUACUCAACGCUCCUCCGUUAUUCAACUCGAAAUUCCCAAGAAAGAGAGGAGACGUCGAUGAGGAUGAAGAACACGAAGACGAAGGAUUAACAUUUUGUAAAACGUGAGCUUCUUCAACAGAAAUCAUAUUUUUCAUAAAUUCAUCAAAUUUAAUUGCA
Molecule: messenger RNA, 1964 nt
Organism: Mercurialis annua (annual mercury)
Lineage: Eukaryota; Viridiplantae; Streptophyta; Magnoliopsida; Malpighiales; Euphorbiaceae
Exons: 7
Coding region: 96-1286 (396 amino acids)
Cellular component (GO): chloroplast thylakoid membrane; chloroplast envelope
Source: RefSeq, a predicted model, not a curated record